CCACUGACAAACAAGAUGGCUGCCCACUGUCCGCCGACUGCAUUUGUAUUUACGCUCGCCGCUUUAAGAUGUAAACGAGAAAAGACGAGCGCCAUAAACACUACCGAAUAGAUAAUCAGUUUUCUACUUAAUCCAUAUAUCGGCACCCUUUCUCCGUUUUUUUCCCUUGAGGUUGUCUGUGGCUGACAGGCUGUUGUUAUUUUCGUUUCCGCUAAGCUGUCGAGCCAGGUGAGCCGAACCCGUGGGGCAAAGAGCAUUUAGGACCAUUUCCACGUCUCGGCCGGUCGCUAUGUUCAUUCCGGUAAAGUCGUCUUACUUCCGAGUCAGUCCGGCCAUCGUCAACAGAGAACUGGGCAAGACCAAGAUGAGAUAGCGAGAGGCAGCCUGGCGCGUUUACCGAGCAACAUAAAAGGCAGUGAAACGUGAUGUUUGGGAAUCUUUUUGAGGAGGAUGGCGAAGAGGGAGAAGGGGGAGAAGGGGGCUACUCCAACUCCGGAGCGGGGAGAGUUGCCAAAGCGGGCGACGAGCCUCCGCCUCCCCGAGGAAAAAGCAAACUUUGCGGGAUUCUGAACCAAGGAGGGACGUGCUACCUCAAUUCCCUGCUCCAGACCCUCCUGUUCACCCCCGAGUUCAGAGAUGAGCUGUUCGCAUUGGGGACCGAUGAAUUAGGAUGUCUUGAAGAUAAAGACAAACCGGGGGCCAAAGUCCGCGUCAUCCCUCUGGAACUCCAGAGACUCUUCGCUCGUCUUCUGCUGGUGAACCAGCAGAGCGCCUCCACGGCCGCCCUCACUGAGAGCUUUGGCUGGAACAGCAGCCAGGGAACAAACCAGCACGACGUGCAGGAACUGAACCGGAUUCUGUUCAGCGCUCUGGAAAAUUCCCUGCUGGGCACCUCCGGCAGCACGCUCAUCCGCCGGCUGUACCACGGCACCAUCGUCAACAGCAUCUCCUGCAAGGAGUGCGGCAACGUCAGCCAGCGGCAGGAGGACUUCCUGGACCUGACGGUGUGCGUCUGCGGCCUUUCCAGCCUUGAGGAGGCUUUGCGGAACAUGUUUGUGGAGGAGGAAUUGUUCGAAGGAAAUAAUCUGUAUCGUUGCGGCGUGUGUGGCAGACUGGUCACAGCUGGAAAGUCUGCCAAGUUGAGGAAGCUCCCCCCGUUCCUGACCAUAUCCUUGCUGAGAUUCAGCUUUGACUUUGCUAAGUGUGAGCGCUACAAGGAGACGGGCCACUACAGCUUCCCCCUGACAAUCAACCUGCGGCCAUUUUGUGAGCAGACAGGCGGAGGUGACGCCGACUACCACUACGAGCUGUUCUCCGUGAUCAUUCACAAAGGCGGCUGCUACGGCGGCCAUUACCACGUUUACAUCAGAGACAUCGAAUGCCUCGGCUGCUGGGAGCCGCCGGAGGACGACGACGACGACGACAACAACAGAAGGAAACCUCCAAAGGCAGAGCAGCAACUCAAUGAAAAUGACCCUUUGGGUGUCCUCACUGCCAUUAUUGACCAGGAGCCAUCAAAGAAUGUCCGAUUGGACCAGCUGGGCCAGAAACUCAUGGAGAAGAUCGGUUCCUCCUGGAGUAAAACUUUUAAAAAAGACCAUGGCCCCAUUGUCAAGUUCCUGAAGUCCCACAGUGAUGUUUUCACGUUGGCGCCCAACUGCACCCACGUGGCUUUGAAGGCAGAACCGCCUGGCCCGGUGAGUGAGCACCCCGCAACUGCAGGCCUAGAAGGGGACACUUUUUCUCAGCAGGAGCGGCAACAAGAGGGUAGCCACUGGUUUGACCUGAACGACUCCACCGUGACCUCCAUCAGGGAGUCGGACAUAAAGAAGCAGUUCCAGGGCAAAGAAAGUGCCUACAUGUUGUUCUACAGGAAGAGGCAGCUGCAGCGGCCCACCGAAGCGCUGCGCAGUUCUCACUAUAAAGUUCCUCAUCAUCUCAUCCAGAUGGCUCGGGAGGAGAACCACAAUCUGCAGCAGAUGCGGGAGGAGUACGAGGCCAGAAACAACCUGGUAGAGCUGCGCCUCCACCUGGCGUCCUCUUACAGGCUGGUAAACGGAGCCCUGCAGUCCAUCAGCAAAGAGUCCAGUGCCGGCACCCCGCUCAUUUUUGACUGCAGAAAGACGGUUGGAGACCUGCGAUUAGCUAUUUAUCAGAAAGAGGAACAAUGGGAUGGAGACAUUGCUCUGACCUUGGCCAAGAUGCUUCCAGCCGGCCUCCACCUGUACGACACGCUCGCAGAUGACGCCGUGUCACUCCUCGGUGCAGGCGUUACGACGAACCCCGACAUUUUUGUUUGGAACGGGCGAGAGAUAUCCGGCGCGAGUGUCCUAACCGGAGCCGAGUGGGAGCCGGUUCUGCUCACCGUCGUCCGACCCAGCCUGGAGGGCGCGGCGUCGAAAGAGGCCGGCGAGAACGUCGGCAGCGGGGGGCUCAAAAAGGAGGCCGUUGCGUUCGCGAGCGCCGCUACCCUCAACGACGUGCAGGAAACCCUGGGGGAGCCCGCCGGGAGUCUGCUGUGUCAGGAGCGGGCGGGGGGGAAAGGAGGAGCGCGCGGGGCGGGCCAGGGUCCCGGCGCCAGCGCGUGGAGAGCGUUUCCGUCCGACGACAUGUCCCGGACCCUCAAGGAGCUGUCGCUCAAAGAUGGAGACGCCCUGCUGGUGCUGGAACCGCAGUCUCUUGAUAGCGGAAUGUUCACCUUAAAUGGAGACGUGAUCACCGUGCUGACGCCGUCCGACUGUCGCUGGCUCCAGGUGCAGUUUCAACCGUACGGUUGCAGCCUCGCAGGGGGCAACGGGGCGGAGGGCCGGAAAGUCAGAGUCCCUGCUGCGGGGGACACGGUGCUGCGCGAGGUGAAAGAGAGGGCCAUCAACGAGCUGCGACUCCCAGGUGCAGAAUACUGCCUGAGAUCUGUGGACGGCACAGGGAAACUCCUUCCUCCAGUGUGCGAGGACCUGUGCGUGCGAGAGGCCGGCGUGCGGCUCACGACCACCGUGGUGCUUUGUCCGGGCCGGGCCCCUGAGGCGUCGCAGCUUUUCCUGCACUUUGCUGUGGGUGCAGCGCCACCUGCUGGAAUCGAGAUGGACAUUAACAUCGAGAAGAGCAGCACUGUUAAAGAGUGCCUGCAGGCAAUGCUGAGUGCUAUCGGAAUUGAAGGCAGUUGUUGGCAUUUGCGAAGACUCGACUGGUGCGAGGAGGUGGGAGAAGCGCUGGGGGACGAGGAUGCAUCUCUUUCCGAGAUGAAUGUAACCAGUGGCGAUACGCUCAUCGUCUCAGAAGGACGAAUUCCUCCAAAGGGAUUUCUAGAGAUGUCCGUAUGGAUGCGUCUGGAUCCCGUCUCCAUGGCAACCAACGUGAAUCACAAUGACAACGGCCACGCCGGGGAGCAGGCGGGAGAGGCCGACGCCGCAUCUCAAGCUAAUUCUCACCCACCGGAGCUCAGAAGGGUCGGUCAGGUGGAGAUUUCGGUGGAAGUCAGCCUGGAGGACCUCAAGACUCAGGUGUUGACGCUUCCGGCUUUCAAGUACGAGCGACGGCCCGCCGCCUUCCUGCGCGUGUGGAAGAUGGAGGCACGCAAGCCGGUUCGCAUCCUCAGAGGAAACCAAGACCCACUCAGGAAACUCAAUAUUACCAGCGGCACAGAUAUUUGUGUACAGCUGCUGCCCAAAGAGGAAGAUCUUGGCCCCAAGGAGAUAGCGCUGAGUGUUCGGAUGGGAGUACCGGGGAAGCGGCGCUACUGGCCGCCGCAGGAGCUGAUUUGGGACGCGUCGCGGGACUCGACGGCCGCCGGCUUGCGGGGCGCCGUGGCCCAGUUCUACGGCUUGGCCGCGGGCUCGGUCGUGCUGGCCAAGUAUCAGCCGCACAAACAAGUUUGGGAGGAACUCUGCUGGAGUAGGCAGCUGUCUAAGAGGAAAAAGAGGUCAAAAGCAGAUUCAUUAUUAGGAGCACCGUUUCAUCUCAAAGAUGGUGAUGUGAUCGGCGUCAAGAACGUUUUGAUUGACAACAAGGACUUCAACACUCAGGAGCACGUCGAAGGCCAGGCAGAGCGACAAAAGAAAGGAGAAAGCACUGGAGCCUCAAACUGCACCAGAUCGCAAAACAAGGCGGCCAAGAAGCCAGAGGUGGCGCUGUCGAUCAACGUCGGCAUCUUCAGUAACAAUGGCCUCUAGCGCACAACGGACACGUCUGCUUUAUUACUCCGACUCCAAAUCCACACACAUUGAGAGGAAAUGAGGUGCCAUGUUGCAUUUAGGACAAUCCUCGAACAAGAACCAAAUACAUCAGGGUUUAUGGACUAGCUUCUUAAUCGGUUUUACCGUCUAAUAUCGCCUCGAUCAGUGCCAAGAAUUCACACGUGGCAGUUGAUUAUUUUCUUAUGCCGAUCAAUAAUAUGAUCAGUACAUUUUUACUUGUGUAUUUUCCUCACAUGAACAGAUUUAACUGUACGAACGCAUACUCUCAACAAUAAAGUUAUACAUUCACUUGUCA
This is a messenger RNA of Syngnathoides biaculeatus (alligator pipefish), 4488 nucleotides long. It is a transcript of the gene usp40, whose product is annotated as ubiquitin specific peptidase 40. The record is from RefSeq and is a predicted model, not a curated record. Gene Ontology annotation, biological process: protein deubiquitination. NCBI's taxonomy places the organism in Eukaryota, Metazoa, Chordata, Actinopteri, Syngnathiformes, Syngnathidae. The transcript is spliced from 31 exons. Gene Ontology annotation, molecular function: cysteine-type deubiquitinase activity; cysteine-type endopeptidase activity. Gene Ontology annotation, cellular component: cytosol; nucleus. The coding region runs from base 426 to 4169 and encodes 1247 amino acids.